This is a messenger RNA of Penicillium maclennaniae, 3111 nucleotides long. RefSeq names its product putative ARF GTPase activator (Csx2). Gene Ontology annotation, molecular function: GTPase activator activity; protein binding. Gene Ontology annotation, cellular component: trans-Golgi network; endosome; cytoplasm. Gene Ontology annotation, biological process: intra-Golgi vesicle-mediated transport. NCBI's taxonomy places the organism in Eukaryota, Fungi, Ascomycota, Eurotiomycetes, Eurotiales, Aspergillaceae. The record is from RefSeq and is a predicted model, not a curated record. The coding region runs from base 1 to 3111 and encodes 1036 amino acids. The transcript is spliced from 5 exons.
AUGGGCAAUGUCGCCAGCCGCCUGGAUGAUGCAGGGAGCUUGUUCUCCAAAGACCAAAAUCGCUUCUCGAUCGCAUCGGUCACAAUAAGCAACUCCCGCCGCCGCCUGCUGACCGUGUCCCCGAACGCGUUCCCUGCGGUGCGAUAUAUAGCAAAGCGAGACGCGGGCGACGAAUGUCCGAUUGAAUAUAUCCAGGACCCAGACGUCGCCUCGUCAACCUCAGCCCCUACGUUCUUGCUACGACUUUCCAACGAAGACGAACUCAUCUUCAACUUCACCUUCAUCCUCCGUCAGACAAAAACCGGCAAUGUCGCAGGAUCAACUGUCAAUGGCGUAUCGACCUCGCUCCCAGAAGUCGCCGACACAAAUCUCACGGGACUCACGUUCGCCCACGCAUCCAACUCGAAGGAACUCGAUAAUUUGAUCACGCGAGAGUUCCACGCGAACCCUAACUUGCAAAAUAACUCCAAUGUCCAGCUCAUUGGAGACUUUUUGACCGAUGGUAGCCCGUCGGUGUCAUUUGAAUGGUCCUGGAGGUGGAAGCCUCCCAAGAUAAUGGAGGACAAAGGUGGCGGCUGGCGAAACAGCUGCAGCUUCUUGGACUAUGAUCAAAGGACUAACCGCCUGAACACUCUGGCGCACUUCUCUUUUUGGCGCAGAUGGCAUAUUCCCCCUCCCCCAACCGCACCUCCGCCCCCACCUCCUGUCAAAGUCGACCUACCACAUUCACGCCCUGUGGAUGACAUGGGUGGAGUGGAAGAUGGACCACUAUUCCGCGCAACGAUGAAAGCACUGGAGCAAAAGACUGGAAACAUGCGCGCAAAAAUAAAAAAGGUCCUCAAGAAAGCUGAAGCUGCCCAGCAAGCGCAGGCGACCUGCAACGAUGCCAUGGAGGCCUUUUUGGGCUCCUUGAACGAUGCUUCUACAUCCAACGCCAAUGCCAUUCAGCCAGCGUUGGAUCAUUAUUUCGAGAAGAUUGCUCGACAAAUCCAAAACUAUGAGCAGCUCAACACAGUCCAGCUGCAGAAGCUCGUGAUCGAGCCUCUUAUCAAGCUAUACAACAACGAUAUCAAACAAGCUGAAUCGAAGAAGAAAGAAUUUGAUGAGGAAAGUCGCGACUACUAUGCGUACGUCAGUCGCUAUUUGGGUCAAAGACAGGACUCACUCAAAGAAAAGAAGCGCGCCGAGAGUGAUUCGAAGUAUCAGGUUAAGCGACGGAACUUUGAGCUGAAGCGCUUCGAUUACUCUUCCUUUAUGCAGGACCUUCAUGGAGGCCGUAAAGAGCAAGAGGUCCUCUCUCAUCUGACUAAGUAUGCCGAUUUCCAGGCCAAGAAUUUCCUGGCGGCUGCUAAGAAGGUUGAUGAGAUGGUUCCCCAGCUUGACGCUCUCAUUCAUGAGGUGACUCAGGCAGAUAAGGAGUUCCAGUUCAAACGCACCGAGCGUGAGGAAAAACGCCGGGCUUUAGAGAAAAACAGUAAUCCGUACCUGGAGCCCGAUGUCGUGGCCGGUCCGAUGCCCUUGACUGCAACAUCUACCAUCACUGCUAGUGGAGGUGCCUCCACUGAUACAGAACUGGGUCGAGCAGAUAGCACCGGAUCCCAGCUGCGCGGCGUCAUCAGCAACAGCUCGUCUAUUUCAUCUCAAGCCAACGCUGGAUCCGUUGGCUCUUCCACCGGUGUUUCUGCCCCCACAACCAGCGCAGGCUCUGCAGGCGCCUCAAGCCAAAAUCGCUUCAAAGGCUUUCGAGAUCUUGAAGAAAGAGACACUCUUGAAUCCCAUCAAGCUGCGGGACAGCAACGGAAAGAGGGUCUUCUGUGGGCUCUGUCCCGCCCGGGUUCGCACAUGGAUCCUAAAGGAAUCAACAAGCAGGCAUGGCACAAAUUUUGGAUUGUGCUAGAUCAAGGAAAACUCUCGGAAUAUAGCAAUUGGAAACAAAAGCUAGAUCUUCACAUGGAACCUAUCGAUCUCCGCAUGGCAUCCGUUCGCGAAGCUCGGAAUGCAGAGCGACGAUUCUGCUUUGAAGUGAUUACGCCUCAAUUCAAGCGUAUCUACCAAGCAACUUCGGAGGAGGAUAUGGCCAACUGGAUCCGGUCUAUCAACAACGCGCUACAGAGUGCCGUAGAAGGACGCGGCCCGCCCCCUCCUCCUCUGCCGUCUAAAGACGAAUCUAGUGGUCGUGAUAUCGGGUCCGUUCUCACAGGAAAAAGCUCAUCGGUGUCGGGUCACCACGGAUAUUCAAACAGCUCCAGCAACAGUGUGGGUGUCAAUCGCCGGACUACAGUCGGUGCGCGACCCACUUAUGUACACCACGACAUUAACAGCUAUGAAGAAAACCCGUCACGCCUCCUUCAGCUUGUACGUGAUGCCGACGAGGGGAACAAAUGGUGUGCCGAUUGUGGCUCUUCCUCGAAAGUCGAAUGGGUCUCCAUCAACCUUGGAGUUAUCCUGUGCAUCGAGUGCAGCGGCAUCCACAGGUCCUUGGGAACCCACAUUUCCAAGAUUCGGUCACUCACUCUAGACGUACAUUCCUUCUCAAAUGACAUUGUUGAAAUUCUCGUGCAAAUUGGCAACCGAGUCAGCAAUAUGAUCUGGGAGGCGACGUUGGACCUGGCGGUCAAACCGAGCGCAAGCUCCACGCGGGAGCAACGAUUGAAGUUCAUCUCUGCUAAGUAUGUCGACCGGUCCUACGUUGAACACUUGCCUUCCCCGCGGUCCCGCUUUGCGACCCCUGAUGAGACUCUUCUUGCCUCGAUCAAGCGGAAUGAUAUCCAGGGCGUGCUCUAUGGUAUUGCUCUGCGCGCCAACACGAACGUGGCUGAUCGCUCCCGCAACACUCAUGCCGUGUUCCUGGCCCUCGCUGCUGCUGACCCAGCCUCUCCCGGAUCCACCCCUACUACGCCUAUUUCCUCUCGCCCAGCUCCCAAGGCGAUCCCUUUCCCCAUCGCCGAGCUGCUGGUUCAGAACGGCGCGGACAUUCCCCCGCAGCCGCCCUCCAUUCCCUCUCCUCGGCAGCCCAGCUCUAUCUCAGUCAGCGUACUUCGCGAGCAUCUGCCUUUACGCCUCCUACACCGGGUCCUCUCAGUGGAAGGGUCAGCGCUGCCGACAGCUUAG